AUGUUGAAGAAUAAGGGGAAGGAAUUGUUGUUUGCUCAGUGGUGGCUUUUGUCAUUUGUUUUAUUGAGCUGCAUAAACCACGCCCAUGCUGGUGUGACAAGUGCAUUUGUGCGUCACGAGUGGCCAUCAGUCGAUAUUCCACUUGACAAUGAAGCUUUUGCAGUUCCUAAAGGUUACAACGCACCACAACAAGUGCACAUUACACAGGGUGACUAUGAUGGGAAGGCUAUUAUAAUCUCAUGGGUAACAACUGACAAACCAGGGUCAAACCAAGUCCGAUAUGGAAUGUCAGAUGGAAAGUACGAUUUUACCGCAGAGGCGACGGUGCAAAAUUACACCUUUUACAACUACAAAUCUGGAUAUAUACAUCAGUGUCUUAUAGGUGGUCUUGAGUAUGACACUAAGUAUUACUAUGAGAUUGGGGAUGUCAAUUCAGCCAGGAAGUUUUGGUUUCAAACACCUCCAAAAAUUGGUCCAGACGUUCCUUACAAGUUUGGAAUAAUAGGUGAUCUUGGCCAAACAUUUAAUUCUCUGUCGACCAUUCAGCAUUAUAUGGAGACUGGUGCACAGACUGUGUUAUUUGUUGGAGAUCUUUCUUAUGCUGAUAGAUAUGAAUAUCACGACGUUGGCGUCCGCUGGGAUUCAUGGGGUCGUUUUAUUGAACAAAGUGCUGCAUAUCAGCCAUGGAUGUGGUCAGCCGGAAAUCAUGAAAUAGAGUACAUGCCCCAUAUGGGAGAGAUAAUUCCCUUCAGAAAUUAUCUUCAUAGAUACCCUACACCUUAUCCAUCUAGCAGAAGCAGUAGUCCUCUGUGGUAUGCUGUGAGACGGGCAUCUGCUCAUAUAAUUGUCCUGUCCAGCUAUUCUCCAUUUGUAAAAUAUACACCGCAGUGGAGGUGGCUUGCAGAAGAGUUGAAAAGGGUGGACAGGGAGAAGACUCCUUGGCUUAUCGUUCUGAUGCACGUCCCAAUGUACAAUAGUAAUGAUGCUCAUUUCAUGGAGGGGGAAAGCAUGAGAGUUGUGUUUGAGAGCUGGUUUUGCCACUACAAAGUUGAUAUCAUCUUUGCUGGUCAUGUCCAUGCUUAUGAAAGAUCGUACCGUUUCUCCAACAUACGCUACAAUAUAUCAAGUGGUAGUCCCUUUCCUGCACCUGAUAAAUCGGCUCCUAUCUAUAUAACUGUUGGUGAUGGAGGAAAUCAGGAAGGUCUUGCACAAAGAUUUAAAGAUCCCCAACCCGACUAUUCUGCUUUUCGGGAAGCCAGUUAUGGCCAUUCUUCAUUGGAGAUUAAGAACAGAACACAUGCAAUCUACCAUUGGAACCGAAAUGAUGAUGGCAAAAGAGUACCAACAGAUUCAUUCGUGUUACACAAUCAGUACUGGGGACACAGUCGACGGAGAAGAAAACUGAAGAAAAACCAUCUGUACUCAGUCAUCGUGAAUUUGCCGCGAAGUCAGAGGUUAUGA
Messenger RNA from Fraxinus pennsylvanica, 1461 nucleotides. The record is from the annotation of a GenBank genome assembly. NCBI's taxonomy places the organism in Eukaryota, Viridiplantae, Streptophyta, Magnoliopsida, Lamiales, Oleaceae.